Mizuhopecten yessoensis (Yesso scallop) is the source of this 1624-nucleotide messenger RNA. RefSeq lists its product as uncharacterized. The coding region runs from base 344 to 1624 and encodes 426 amino acids. NCBI's taxonomy places the organism in Eukaryota, Metazoa, Mollusca, Bivalvia, Pectinida, Pectinidae. The transcript has 8 exons. The record is from RefSeq and is a predicted model, not a curated record.
CAGAAGUAAGUUUAUCGUGUCUUGCACUGGCUGGCUUGAUGAAGGGGAUCAGGAGGCCAGAGACAGCACCAUAGACCAACAAUACACCCGCAACUAUGAAUUCACCUUUUACUUUGCCAUGAACACCAGUAGGGAGUACAAGAUGACUCCAUUUUUCCGUGUACUGGGAUCGUGGGCUACAGCUCCGGAGGUGAUGCUGGGUGAUGGGAAUCCUAAUAAUGACUACAAAGUGGAUAUAGUUGUUGCUAUCAAAGACUUUUACGGCAGUGUCACAACUGUCACCAACACUGUCAAGGUGAUGCCCCCAGUGUAAACCACCCAGGAAAUCCCCACCUGUACAGAGAUGUUAUUGUAUGAGGCAGAGAGGGACAUGAUGGGGAUCCUGAUGCUGUCUAAUGGUGUGAUUAACAGACUUACACAGGAAGUCAACAAUAAUGGUGAAAACCAUGCAUAUGACGUAGAGAUCACGACAGCAACAAUUGGUAAGAUUACAACCAAUGGAAACUUGAUCCUAGAUGAGGUGUUGGCCGCCUGUGCAGUGGACACCCUAAAUAACAUGCUACACCUAAAGAACACUGUGGGGAAGCUAACCACUGAAAACAAGAUGAAAAUAGGUGACUCCUAUAAGAAUAUUGCCAAUUCUCUUGAAAAUCACUUCAAAUCCUCCAUGGCCUCAGAUGAGAAACAAGAUUUAGCCAAAGAUCUGUUGAAUGGUGUGAUAAAGUAUGCCCAAACGACAAAAUACUCAGCGGAGUGCUCCUUAAAUACGUGUCAAGACCAAUUAGCACAGGGACAAUAUGUCAUAGACUUUAUAAGCAUCACACACAAGAUAUCAGCCAUCUUACUGGAGGACACAGUCCCAGGGGAGGGGGAGAGGGUCAUCUCUAUCCCCAUCGGUAACACUGUGCUGUCUGUCCAGCGCCAGGAGAUCCUAGAGGUAGUCAACGCCACGCUGUACUUAGAGGGUCAGGCUGUUGCAGACGUACCCGAUCUGUCAGGGUCUGUUGAUCUCGAUGUUCUCGAUUACAUAGAUGUGGAGAUCAUGUUAGCAGACAACCUAUAUACAACAGAUACCUCAUCGACCCAGGUAAGGGCACAAACAACAGGUAUAGCUCUUCAUGUGGAUGGAGAGGUCCUACAGGUGGCCAACCUAUUGACCCCAAUCAAGAUCAGGUCCUACCCACACAUCCUACCAGACCUGACUUUUACCCCUGCCAACCUAUCAUCAGACGCUGAUACCAACCUCUUCUACAUACAACUGUCAGUCAAUGAGUCAAACAUCACUCCUGUAUUCAUCCUUCGGUCACAGGAUCAGAAUGUGAUCUUGAAGUACUAUGUUAAGGUCGGAAGCCCUCCGACCAAGGAUGAUUAUGAUGUCCGAGGGCUUAUAUCUUCUCUGGAUCUGCAGGAUGUCAGUGGAAAUGGAACCCUAUGGCAGGCUAUUAUACAGCUAACAGAUACAGCUAUAGCUACUGCACUAGAAACCUCUUCAACUAAGCUGGUGUACCUAGGACUGCACACAGAAACAGGAAGGAGUGACAUCCAAACGGACACUGGUAGUAAAUCUUAUAUAACAGUCAAACCAUGUAUAAAGUAUUACGCUGAAACCAUGUAUAUAGUAUAA